CUACCCGCUAAGGGGGUAUGGACACCCGAUAACGCAUCGCUGCUAAUAAGGCGUCACAGCACUAACGGGCGUGAUACCUUACUACCUUGGUCUUCUUCCCAUCACCCGGCUUUCCCGACCCCUUCAUCAUGUACGAUUAAGGCUGUGUGAAGCGCACAUGUGAGACACCGCGUCUAGGCAUUUUUGCGUGAACACGCGUUCCUUCCUUUUGUCACCGGCCUGACCGGCCGCCUACCGAAGUAGAUUCCGGUUCUAGAGGUCCCACCUGCUGGAAUCACGCCGCAGCCGUCCGCAUCGAACCCCGAUCCCGAUCGACUCCCCUGGCAUCUCCUGCGAUCAUGGACGAGACGGCUGUUCCGGAGGCUGUGGCAGCAGCACUCCCUCGUGCACUGGAUAAUACGAGCGCCUGGCACAACUUCACAAUGUGGACGGCACAACACUUUGCGCUUGCAAUGAACAUGACAAAGCUGGCGCCGUCGCUGGAGGAUCUCGUCUGGGCAGGCCCGCGCAUGGUCAUGAAACUAGGCAGGCUGGGCUCCUUCAUCUCGUUUCCAGACGCCAUUGACGGCUUUGGCCAAAGAGCCGUACCUAAUUCGACCAACGUCGACAUCUUCUCCUCUUCCUCCUUCUCCUCCUCCCUCUCCUCAGACACGGGAAUGGUUGCCGACCUCAUCGAAACCCUCGCGCAGUCCACAAACACUGCAUUUCCCACAUCUACGAUGGAUUCCGCCUCCGGCGCCGCCGCCGCCGCCGCCGCCGCUGCCGAUGAUGUUACCCAAAAUCCCAACGCUUUCGUCUCGCGAUUUUCUAUGGAAGGUGCAAGGGGACUUGGAGGUGUCUUCAGCUACGCCACCAGCAAGUGGGCGCUCUGCUGUAUCGCAAUGGCCGUCAUAUUCAACCGCACGCACAUCUUUGCAGCCACCCGUCGCAGACUUCGACUCCGAUGGCACGUCCGACUGCUGCUACGGGCCGCUCCCGUGAUACUUCUGCUCCUCCAGGCCAGGUGGCUCCUGCAGUCGAUACAGUGCCAAACCUCCGCCGACUUCUCCGAGCUGCGCUGGGGAAAUGCGUCCAAGAGCUCCGACCUGAUGUUUGCGCAGCCGAAUCCUUUCCUCAACCGGCUCAGCUCAUCCCUGCUGUUCGGUGCGUCCGACGAGGAGUCGUGCCGCGCCAUCAAAAUGGUGCCCUGGGACGACAGGGAGCAGCCAGAGCUGGUGGGGUCUCUUUCCAGGCUUUGGCCGCUCUUUGGGACCUACUGCUUGAGCCACUUUGUAGAGGUGCUAUCUUGCGCAGUGCAAGGUCGCCCCGUGGCUGCCGAGACGGGCAUGACACUCUUUGAGCAUUCCCUGGCCUUCGCGGAGGCAGAUGCGGCCAUUAGCAAUCAGCUGGGAUGGGGUCUUUUCACCAACGGCACUGCCGCCUCGCAGGCUGCGCUCGGGUCUAAGAUCGCCCUCACUCGGUCCAUGAUAUUGAAGCGCGUUAACACCCCGCCCGAGGUGCUGCUGGUGGCCUUCUUGUCCGCCAUGAGCCAUGUCACGAGCCACAUAUUGGGCAUCUUCAACUUGCAGUCCAAGUUUCGCCUCGUUAGCACCGGCUUCUGGGGCCUCUGCUUUAUGUCGAGCCUCCUCUGGAGCGCCCUGAAUUUCUCGGUCGAUGACCCUUCGACCCAGGGGUUGCUGCGCUUCCCGACUGUCUGCAUCAUCGGUUUCAUCCCGCACAUACUGAUCCUGUUUGGGAUUUACGCCUGCGGACUGGUCUAUGCCUCGGCCCUGGCGCUUUCGGCCAUUUCCCCACCGGAAGGUGCCCCCGAUGGGGAACAGCGCUCUCUCCGGCAGCGUCUUCGGCAGGCCCAUGCCAACAUGCAAGCAAAUGUGUCUCUUUCCGAGAUCCGCAUCCGUAUGGACAUGGACUUCUAUACGGCCCUGCUGCGCGCUGGCUUCGGUGCCAUUACGAUGGCGAGCGAGGCCGUCUAUUUCAAUGAGGACCACCAGGUGAACCUGAAGAAAUAUACAUGGUUAGAAGAAGAAAGGUUCCGUGAGUUAGAGGAGCUUCGAAUGCAGUGGAUCGGCGGCGGCAUUCCGGGAUCGCGAUUUGACUCGGUUGGAACCAUUGGUCUCGUUCCCGUCAAGAACGGGCAGGCGAAUGCUACGAGCGGCUACGCGAGAGAGAAGGCAGCUCAGCAAAUCCCCAAAAGCAACGCUUCCAGCAGGAGGGUGCGCGACGGCGUCGGCGCCGCAGAGCGGAGCUCGAGGUGGCUCAUAGCGUUCGAGUACGUGCUGCAUAUCUCCAAGCUGAUGAUUGUCGUGUGGGCCUUGAUGACCAUCAAGACCAUGUCGCUGUUCGGGUUGCGCACGCCCCCUCGAUGGCUCCGGGGCCUGUCGCAGCGACCCAAGUCCGGAUCAUCAUCCAAAAAGUCUGGGAGUCGCGGCCGUACGAGGAGCGCCGAUGUGCUGUCUCUUGCCGAUGGCCGCGUCUCCUUCGCGGUCACUCGGAACGAUGAAGUGGAUGUGGAGGCAGAACUACGCCGCCGAAUGGAGGAGAAUUAUGCACAAGCAGAAGCUGGCGAGAGAAAGCCCGACGAAGCCGAGUUUGACUCGGAGCUGUACAAUCACUUCCUCAGGGGCGGCUGGUGGGGGAACAGCGACUCCAGCGGCGACUACGUUCCUCCCUCCCAACAUUCGGGAAGCGGCGCCGACGAGACUGAUGUGGAUGACACCACGAGCAUCAUCUCCACCACCGAAACCACGAGCGAGCUGGAUUGGGAAUCCGACCACGACGGCGACGCUCUCAGCGAUGGACAGCGAACCCCGACCCAGCAAAACCCGGCCCCUAUUUCUUCCUUCGCCUCAGCGGUAGCAUCGGCCCGCGCCUCCCGCGAAUCCACCCCGCUCUUCGAUACCCCCAUAGCAGCGCAGGACCUGGCCCGCCUGCUGCACCCCCGGACCCCCGAGGACCGCGACGAAGCGCGCGCCCUGGCCGCGCACCUCAGCAGCGACGGCAUCAUGACGCGCUCGCGCUACAAGCAGCAACUCCAGCGCCAGCGCACCCAGGUGCUCCUCACCAGCAGCCAGGUCCCCUCCUCCGCCGCCCCGGAGAAGAUGACGCCCGAGGAGGAAGCCCGCGUGCUCGAACAGCUGCUCCUGUCCCGCCGCGCCGGCAAGUCCGGGCGGUCCGCCGGCGCGUCCGGGUCCCAGUCGGGCGAGGGAGGAGCAGCGGGCCAAGCGAGCUCGACCUGGGCGACGGGCGCCGCGGGCCUGGGCCCUGACGGGCCGCAGUGCGUCGUCUGCCAGAGCGCCCCGCGCACCAUCAUCGUCUGGCCGUGCCGCUGCCUGAGCCUCUGCGACGAAUGCCGGGUGUCGCUGGCCAUGAACAAUUUCGACAAGUGUGUGUGUUGUCGCCGGGAGGUGAUCAGCUUUAGUCGGAUCUAUGUACCCUAAUGAUCUAUAAUCUUUUUCUAAUUCUUUGCUCAAAUGUACGUUUCGGUCUGUCCUAUCUGAGCAGUCAUUCGCAUGGUUGACAGGACGCUAUUUGCGUUGGUAUAUAUCUCUGUGCUGUGGUUUUUUUUUUUCCGACUUGGUAAGCGGUUCGGUUGCAUGAGCGAUGUGAUGGACGGGCAGCAGCGACAACGACUUGAUCUACGAUUUUCUGGGAGGCAUGUAUCCUUACGUCCAGGGCGUGAAAGGCAGCAGUAUACAAGGCGGCAUGCGGCAGAAACCCGUAGACUCCAGCUUCAACAUUAACACCAUCAGUGAUAAGUUAAGGCGACCCCUCACGAUAAUGGAACCGUCCAAUGGAGCUCUUGAG
Thermothelomyces thermophilus ATCC 42464 is the source of this 3804-nucleotide messenger RNA. RefSeq lists its product as uncharacterized. The coding region runs from base 339 to 3437 and encodes 1032 amino acids. Gene Ontology annotation, biological process: ubiquitin-dependent protein catabolic process; protein ubiquitination. Gene Ontology annotation, molecular function: ubiquitin protein ligase activity. Lineage: Eukaryota; Fungi; Ascomycota; Sordariomycetes; Sordariales; Chaetomiaceae. The record is from RefSeq and is a predicted model, not a curated record. The transcript has a single exon.